AUGCACCACAAAGUCGUAAUAAUCGGCUCCGGCCCCGCCGCCCACACGGCUGCUAUCUACCUCUCACGGGCCGAACUUUCCCCAGUAUUAUACGAGGGCAUGCUGGCGAACGGCAUCGCGGCCGGCGGCCAACUAACCACCACCACCGACGUGGAAAACUACCCCGGUUUCCCCAAGGGCAUUGGCGGGCAGGAACUCAUGGACGAGAUGCGCGCCCAAAGCGAGCGGUUUGGGACUAAGAUCAUCUCCGAGACAAUAGAGCGUGUGGAUCUGUCGAGCCGACCGUUCAAGCUAUGGCAGGAAUACGAAGAGGAGCCCAUAACUGCAAGUGCGGUGAUUAUUGCCACCGGCGCAAAAUGGGAUCAGUGCGUGCGCGGUGUGCGACGGGGCGGUGCCCAUAUUCAGAAAAAACCGCUCGUGGUGAUUGGAGGGGGCGAUUCGGCGGCUGAGGAGGCGAUGUUCUUGGCAAAAUAUGGGAGCGAGGUUACCGUGCUGGUGAGGCGGGAUGCGCUGAGGGCGAGCAAGACGAUGGCGAAGCGAUUGUUGGCACAUCCGAAGGUGAAGGUGAGGUUCAAUACUGUGGCGACAGAGGUCACGGGAGAGGAGAAGACGAGUGGGUUGAUGACGGGGUUGAGGGUGAAGAAUCCGAAGACGGGUCAGGAAGAGCAUCUCGAGGCGAACGGGCUAUUCUAUGCUGUAGGGCACGACCCGGCGACGAAGAUGUUUGAGGGGGUGAUUGAAAUGGAUGAGGAAAAGUAUAUUCUGACCAAACCCGGGACGUCGUACACAAAUAUAGAAGGAGUCUUUGCUGCAGGUGAUGUUCAGGACAAGAGGUACAGACAAGCUAUUACGAGCGCUGGCAGUGGCUGUAUAGCCGCUCUCGAGGCAGAAAAGUUUUUGGCAGAGCAGGAAAAUGAGGAGGUCACCGGAGGCAUAGAGGGUGAGAGUGAAGCAAGGAAACCGAAAGAGAACGGAGAAGCGCCUGAAUAUCGGAGCAAUCCGUUGUUGUAG
This is a messenger RNA of Bacidia gigantensis, 1011 nucleotides long. It is a transcript of the gene TRR1, whose product is annotated as thioredoxin-disulfide reductase. NCBI's taxonomy places the organism in Eukaryota, Fungi, Ascomycota, Lecanoromycetes, Lecanorales, Ramalinaceae. Gene Ontology annotation, molecular function: oxidoreductase activity. Bases 1 to 1011 code for a protein of 336 amino acids. The transcript has 2 exons. The record is from RefSeq and is a predicted model, not a curated record.